This is a messenger RNA of Cuscuta europaea, 1035 nucleotides long. NCBI's taxonomy places the organism in Eukaryota, Viridiplantae, Streptophyta, Magnoliopsida, Solanales, Convolvulaceae. The record is from the annotation of a GenBank genome assembly.
AGACUAUUAUGGCAUCCUCCGCUAGAUGUAGAUUAGAACAAGCGAGUGUUAAAAGGCAGAUUCCCUGUUCUCCGGCUCCUGGCCUCUGUGAAGCAUCGACAUCUCUCUCCUCUCUUUUCUCGGGCCUCUGUGAAGCAUCGAUGCCGAUUCAACCUGAGACACCAAUUCACCGGUCGCUCGGUAACUUUGUCGGAUCGCCAAUGUCAAGCAUUGACGCCAAUUCAACCCGAGACACCAAUUCGCCGAUCGCUCGGUCUAAGUAUGAGCUUCAAGAACUUUUAAAGCUUAGCUUGCGGAUUUCAUCGCAAUCAAAGAAGCAAUAUCUUCAGGCAGAUGGUUUUCAAAGUUCAAGUUCAAUACAGAAAUCUGAAGGGCUGGUGGAAUUCAUUGGAAUCUUGUGGAUUAAAGUAACUAAAGGAACAAAGUUAGCUGUUAGAGACAUGCUCUCUAGGGAAGCAGAAAGCACAAACUACAUUGAUGAAGAUCACUACAUUGAUGAAGAUCAAUUUAAAUCCAAUUUGGAAUGAAGAUCUUAUGCUUUUAGUUCCUCAAGAAUAUGGACCAUUAAAGCUGGCUAGGCCGCUUUAUAGAGAUUGUUAUUUGUUGAUGUUAAUGUUGUCAACACUUUGUGGGUAAACCAGCCUAGUGGUGGUCUUUGAAACAGGGGCAUAAAUUAUAUUUCUGGAUGUCAUCAACUUCAUCUUCUACCAUGAUGAGAGAAUCAAUCGAGUGGAGUGAGACCACCAUUACCCGUGUUGCUCCUGAAUUGCAGUUUCCCAACUGCCAAGACUAUGUCUGUUUUGUUUUUUUUGUUAGAACAAAUUCUAAGCUUUAAACCAAGUGUGAUAAAGUGCACUAUUUAGUUAUUAUAUUUAUGAAUCUUAUUAUUUAUUAUAUAGGUUGGGGACUUGGGGUGUCUUAUUCAAUCAGUCAUAUACUUUAUUUCUUCUUGUUGAAUCAUGUUUCAUUUUGUUGUUUCUUGUAGCACCGUGUUGUUUAUUCUUGAAUUUCAUUUUUCUUAUUUAUUUAUAUUUC